Molecule: messenger RNA, 4203 nt
Organism: Hypoxylon fragiforme
Lineage: Eukaryota; Fungi; Ascomycota; Sordariomycetes; Xylariales; Hypoxylaceae
Product: muts domain V-domain-containing protein
Exons: 3
Coding region: 348-4052 (1234 amino acids)
Biological process (GO): mismatch repair
Cellular component (GO): nucleus
Molecular function (GO): ATP binding; mismatched DNA binding; ATP-dependent DNA damage sensor activity
Source: RefSeq, a predicted model, not a curated record
UAUGACUUUAUAGCAACCAUGGAUCCCUUGCCGGGUAUAAGCCAAUCAGCCAUGUCAACCAUUUAACUAACUUGACCAUAAAAUCCAAAAGGGCAUAACUUGAACUUGACUUGACUUUACCCGACUUGGUUAAUGAUACUAUAUACUCACAUCGGGCAAACAACAAGCAAACACGACUCGCCCUGCUUAUUUAGGUGGUUUACUUACAGUAGUAUAGGUACAUACACCUACAUAGGUAGGCAAAUAUUAGGUUAAGCACAUACUAGGCAUAGCUCGGGACUUACACGGCACGGCACGGUACGGUACUUACAUGGUUACCGGCACACACACGCACAUCCAUCGACCAGAUGAAGGGUCCAGCAUGCCGGCGGCUAACCCAGAUAGGCCUCCUCCACAAUCGGGGGGGCUACUACUACCACCACCACCACCACUACUACCGCACCAUCGGCCGGCGGACCGGCGGACACUCGCUUUCUUCAUUUUCAACAACAGCAGCAGCAAGUUCACGAUGGCUGAGAAGGGGGGUUUUGGUCGGUUCGGGGUCUCCUCCUCCCCUUACUACCAGCGCUAAUGCUGCUACCACCACUCCUACUACUGGUAGUAUGGGCAUAUACCAUCCUACUCAGCAGCAGGUGCGGGGCAAGAAGACGAAGUCGCGGAUGAAGCUGGAGGACCUGCCGCGAGGGGUGCCUCUAAUAGACGAGGUAGAGGAAGUAGAGCCAGUAGAAGAAGAAGAAGAUGAGCAGGAAGAGCAAGAGGUAGUAGGCGAGGAAGAGAUGGAGAUGGAGGUAGAGGAGGAAGCAGAGGGGAAGAAGAAGAAGAAGAAGACGGCAAAAGCAAAAGCAAAAACAAGUACCAAGAAACCUCGGACGAAAAAAACGCCGAUGAGAGUGGAUGAGGUAGAGCCAGUAGAAGAAGAAGAAGUAGAAGAUUUAGAAGAGCAGGAGGUAAGUCAGGAAGACAUGGAGACGGAGGAGACGAAGCCGAAGAAGCCGAAGAGAAAUGCAAAGGCAAAAACAAGCAGCACCAGGAAGCCGAGGACGAUGCGAGUAGCGGAUCUACCACAAGGGCGGGUCGAGAUACCACCAUCACUUUUGGGGACAGAGGGGGAAGGGGAAGGAGAGGACGGAGAAGAGCCGGCGUACCCGACGGUGGUGCUUCAGGCGCACCGCAACAUGCGGCGGUUCGAGAACUGCGUGCUGCUGACGCGCGUCGGCGGCUUCUACGAGCUGUACUUGCACCAGGCCGAGGAGUACGGCCCCCUGCUGAACCUGAAGGUCGCGCAGAAGAGGACGAGUGCUGGGCCGGUGCCUAUGUCCGGCUUCCCCUUUUUCCAACUAGACCGGUUCCUCAAGACGCUCGUAGUAGACCUGAACUGCUACGUGGCCAUCGCGGAGGAAUUUCCCAACAGCGCCGGCGACAGGAUCAAGGCCAACGGGCUCAUGCACGACCGCCGCGUCACCCGCGUCAUCACCCCGGGCACCUUGAUCGACGAAAACUUCAUCGACCCUUACGCUAACAACUACGUCAUGGCUAUCCACGUUAGUCCUCGACAGAAGGACGAGGAGAAGGGAGAGGGGGAGGAGGCGACGGCGAAUGAUGGUGAUAAUGAAACUAUCAGUACCAACAUAGAUAUCGGACCUCUCGCAACGCUUCAAUCCAACGCCGCCGCCGCCACCGCCAGUACUGCUGCCGCCACCCCUAUAGGAGUAGCCUGGAUCGACGUAUCCACAGGGCAGUUCUACACGCAAGCCACGACCGUGACCUCGCUCCAAACCGUGCUCUCGCGCGUCGCGCCGCGGGAAGUCGUCGUGGACAAGAUCCUCGAGUCGCAGCGGGACGAGCACAAGCUCUUCUCCGUGCUGGCCGAGGACAAGCACCUGAUCACGUUCGCGGCGCCGGGGGAGCACCUGCCGCUGUCGGCGUGGACGCCCAUGCUCGAGUCCGAGGUCGCGGCGCCGCAGAGCUUCACGGCCGACGAGGUCGCCGCCGGCAGCCUGCUGCUGCAGUACAUCCGGGACCGGCUGCAGGGGCUGAGCAUGAGGCUGCAGCCGCCGCUGCGGUACGAGAACAUGUCCGUCAUGUCCAUCGACAAGAGCACCAUGCGCGCGCUCGAGAUCAAGCAGACCAUCCGCGACGCCGGCUUCCGCGGCAGCCUGCUGCAUGCGGUUCGGCGGACCGUGACGAAGGGAGGUGCCCGGCUGCUCCACAACUGGCUCAGCGCGCCCUCCACCUCGCUGAAGACCAUCACGUCGCGGCAGGACCUCGUGGAGCACUUCAUCCAGAGGCCGGACCUGCGCGACGAGAUCGUGACGCUGCUGCGGCGGAGCCACGACUCGCAGCGCCUGGUGCAGAAGUUUGCGCUCGGGCGGGGGGACCCGGACGACUUCAUCGCGCUCGCCAACACCAUCCGGGCGACGCAGCGGAUCGUCGCGCGCCUAGAAGAGACCGAAGCCGAGACCGGGGGAGCGGCUGCUGGCUGCUUCGCCCCGCUCCUCUCCCGCAUCCAGCUGCAGAGCCCAGUCGAGCUCGCCAACCGGAUCAAGUCGUCGAUCGACGAGGACGGGCUGGUGCAGCAGCAGCAGAACGAGGACGACGCGGCGAGCCAGCUCAUGACGCUCGCCGAGAACGUCGUCGUCUCCGAGGGCGAGGACCCGUCCUCCAUGCUGCCCAAGUCCAUCAGCAGCAAGAAGAAACGGCAGACGCCGUCCACCAGAGACUACUACACCUCCGACGACAACGCGCCUUUUGUCAUGAAGCCCGAGGCGAGCGAGGGCCUGCGCGCACGCCACACCAAGCUCUCCGCGCUGCUGCGCGAGAAGCUCAGCCUCGCCGAGACGCUGCGCGAGCGCUUCGGCGCGGCGAGCCUGACGCUGCGGUGGACGCCGACGCUGGGCCACGUGUGCCACGUCAAGGGGACCAAGGACCUGCGACGGCUGACGGAGAUCGAGGUGGCCUCGGUGAGCUCGAGCCGGAGCACACGCACCUUCCACCUGACGGAGUGGACCGCACUGGGGCGGCAGAUCCUGCAGACGCGCUACGAGAUCGGCGCCGAGGAGCAGCGCAUCUUCGCCGACCUCCGCGCCAGCGUCGUCGCGAACCUCGUCAAGCUCCGGCGCAACGCCGCCGUCCUCGACGAGCUCGACGUCGCCGCUUCCUUUGCGCGCCUCGCCGCCGAACAGGGCUGGAUCCGGCCUAUCCUCCUCGACUCUGCUGCCGCCACGACGUCACCUCCCCCCUCGGACCCUUCUUCCUCCUCUUCUACUACUACCAAUACUACUGUUACUACUACAUCCACGCCCACCACCGUGAUAAUCGGCGGCCGCCACCCCACCGUCGAAGCCGGACUCCACGAACAAGGACGGAGUUUCACCAAGAACGACUGCAUCCUCGGGAACCACACUAGCAGCGAUGCCUCCUCACCCACCCACGGCACCCUCCGCCUCAUCACGGGGCCCAACAUGGGCGGCAAGAGCACGUACCUGAGGCAAAACGCGCUGAUCGCGGUCCUGGCCCAGGCCGGGUCGUACGUGCCAGCCGACUACGCAGCCCUCAGCAUCGCCGACGCCGUCUACUCGCGCGUCGGCUCGGCUGACAACCUGUACAGCGACCAGAGCACCUUUAUGGUCGAGAUGCUCGAGACGGCAGCCAUCCUGCGCUCUGCCACCUCGCGAUCUCUCGUCAUCAUGGACGAGAUCGGCCGGGGCACGACACCCGAAGAUGGCACCGCCGUCGCCUUUGCCGCGCUACACCACCUCGUCACGGUGAACAAGUGCCGCGCGCUCUUUGCCACGCAUUUCCAUAGCUUGGCGGACCUGGUCGAAGAGCGCAGCAUGCUCAUUGCGCAAGGGGGCGCCGUCGAGAUGUACUGCACCGACGUGGAGGAAGAUGGACUGGGGAGCUUUGUCUACGUGCACAGGCUACGAGAGGGAAUUAACCGGGAGAGCCACGCACUCAAAGUCGCGCGGCUGGCCAACCUACCUGAAAUUGCUAUUACAGUUGCGAGGGAGAUCCUGGAGAGGAAUGGUAAAAGGCAUAGUCAAACGUUGUAGUCGGAAUACGGCUUUACAUCAUGAUACCCAGAGUCCCAGACAAAAGGGCAAGUAGUCAAGAGGAAGAAGAAGGCUAAGUUGGACGGCAUUGUGAUUAAGCACGGCUAUAGGAUUCUGGAAGCAAGUUAGCGCCCAACUCUAUGUACGAUAU